AUGGCUAUGUUGUCAGCAAUUUGUCUUCCAGGUGGUGUUGCAGAGGCUAAUGGGUCUGAAGGGACUAGGACAAGAUGGGUUGUAAAUUUUGGGUAUCAAGGAUAUGAAGAUUUCAACUUCAUUUUGCAUGAUAAUGAAAAGUACAGUACCCAACCUCUUGACAAUGUUGAAUCAAAUCUCUUUAGUAACAAAAUCAUUGAUUUGGAUCUGAAUGAUUUAGGCAGUACAGGCUGCCCUUUCACUUGGUCUAAUAAGAAGAGUGGUCCUGCUCUUACUGAGCAGAGACUGGAUAAAGGACUUGCCACUGAAUCCUGGAUGCUCAUGUAUCCAAAUUCCACUAUCACUAAUCUUCUAGCUAUUGGCUCUGACCAUCACCCUAUUCUUCUUAACACUAAUCUUACUUGGUCCACUGGUAAAAUCCCUUUCAAAUUCUUUGGUCCUUGGCUGGAUCAUAAGGAUUGUAAGGACAUCAUUGCUGAAUGCUGA
Messenger RNA from Papaver somniferum (opium poppy), 486 nucleotides. RefSeq lists its product as uncharacterized. The transcript is spliced from 3 exons. The record is from RefSeq and is a predicted model, not a curated record. NCBI's taxonomy places the organism in Eukaryota, Viridiplantae, Streptophyta, Magnoliopsida, Ranunculales, Papaveraceae. Bases 1 to 486 code for a protein of 161 amino acids.